UGAGACAAUAAUAAAUCAAACAGUUCUGAGAAAUUAGCGCCCCCUCUCAGAAACAAGAGACACAGCUCGGAGCUUCGACAAAGCGUUGAAACUACCUGGCGGAUAUGGAGAAACGCGAUAGCUCGCGUGCUCGUCGUAGCAUUCUGACUUUGUUUGUGGUUCUCAUCCUGGCGAUUUUUGUCAUCCUUGUUACGGUUGUUAUUGCGACUCUGUACCGCGUUACGCUAUUGCAAUCUGAGAGAAUUCAAUCGCUAGAAGUAGUUAUUGUCAAACUGACUACUCGUAUUCACAAGUUGGAGGCAAGUUUCGCCGCCCGGAAGAUAGAUGACAAAUUUUUGGGCGAAACUAACGCGGAGACAGAGGAAAAGACGGAGAAGGAGAAACGUCCGGGUAAUAAGCAAAUGAGCUCCCAUCUUCCUCAAACAAGAGGCAGACGACAAUUUUACGGUUAUGAAGUAAAAAACGACGGUAUUAAAUGUAAAAAAGGCUGCAAAGGCAAGAAAGGAGAAAAGGGCGACCCGGGCCCUCCCGGACCGACUGGGACGAAUGGAACCAAUGGCGGAACAGGUCCCCAGGGCCCACGCGGAGCAAACGGUCUUAAGGGUGACAUGGGACCUAAAGGAGAGCAAGGUCCGCCAGGACCUCCCGGCCCACCUGGAGUAAUGGCAGGAGAAAGCAUCCACCUGGUUGGAAUUGGCGGUAGGAUAAAAGCUAAAAAUCACAUCAUUACCAAGUGGAAAUUGAGCCACAGGUUUGGCAGUAUCGUGUACCAUGAGUCAUCGGGAACCGUGGAAAUUAAAAAAGAAGGUUACUACUUCAUAUACAGCCAAAUGUUUUAUCAUGAUGGCUCUACAAUCCAGAUGGCCCACUCAACUUUCAUCAACGACCGAAAAGUCUUGAGCAGCAUGGCGAGUGUCAUUAACGAAACGAAAAAAUACAACACGAAGUUUCACGGCGGAGUGUUCCUGCUUCGACUCAACGAUACUAUCUCCGUUCGUGUGCCGUACACGAGCCACUAUUACAUGAGAGAGAGAGAAAGUUUCUUUGGGGCAUUUAUGCUCCACCAUGUUGAAAACUAAGGGGGUGGGGAAGGGAAGGGUGUUUGUCCCUCAAUCUACUCUAACUACGCUUUUACAUCGCGAGUUCGUAUUGCGCGUAAUUUUACACUGGUGAUCAGCACUCAUAUGCAAAUGAAAACAAGGUGCCUUAAACUUCAUAGCCGAAGUUCACUGAAGAGGUGGAUCACAAUUGUCUAGUUCAAAGGACAAUACCUGUUACACAAAUGUGCUUAACUUUCGUCGAGCGUCGGCGAACGAGUGUCAAAACAAUUGGGCACUCCUUUUACCAGUCGAGUUUUUGAGUUGUUUUGUAUCAUUGUUGAAUAUUUAGUAGAAAACAUACACCACAGUUUUCUUACAAUUUUAUCCAAGUCGCAGGCAAUAAAUUGCACUACCACGAAGUAUAUUCUGAGUAGAGUUUGAGGCUAUCAGAAUAUUCCACUUACAUAGUGAAAGCCGCUUUACACAUUGUAAAUACAACCUUAUUUGCAAUCUUGAAUUCCUCACAAGGUUUGAGUGCUCAUGUUUGAAGUCCUGCCCACCGAUAUACUCACUGUAAAUACAUUACGGUAAAUAGUGAAUAAAGUCUCUACCUUUUUCUCUUU
Molecule: messenger RNA, 1663 nt
Organism: Pocillopora verrucosa
Lineage: Eukaryota; Metazoa; Cnidaria; Anthozoa; Scleractinia; Pocilloporidae
Product: ectodysplasin-A
Biological process (GO): immune response
Cellular component (GO): membrane
Molecular function (GO): tumor necrosis factor receptor binding
Source: RefSeq, a predicted model, not a curated record